Daucus carota subsp. sativus is the source of this 1874-nucleotide messenger RNA. RefSeq names its product beta-glucosidase 24. The coding region runs from base 159 to 1712 and encodes 517 amino acids. NCBI's taxonomy places the organism in Eukaryota, Viridiplantae, Streptophyta, Magnoliopsida, Apiales, Apiaceae. The record is from RefSeq and is a predicted model, not a curated record. The transcript has 13 exons. Gene Ontology annotation, biological process: carbohydrate metabolic process. Gene Ontology annotation, molecular function: beta-glucosidase activity.
AGAUGAGAAAUGCAUACAGCAUUCAAGGAUCAUUGAAACCUCAUUUGCAUCGACUUGCAACUGCUGAUUAUAAACGCACUCACUCAUGUGUGCCAACUGAAGAUAGAGAUAGGAUUUAGAUCAGUAUUAGACUAGUAAGCAAUAUCACCACAUGCUCUAUGAGGAUACGAAGCAAAUAUCAAGCUCAAUGGUUUAUUUGGCUCGUUAUUACCACCGUUAUAUUAAGAACCGGAACUCCAGUGGAAGCUCUGACAACAACUUAUGGCAUAAGUUUGCUCAACAGAACCAGUUUUCCCUCUGGUUUUGUAUUUGGAGUAUCAUCAUCAGCUUACCAGACAGAAGGAGCUGCAACUGAAGAUGGUAAGGGGCCAAGUAUAUGGGAUACUUUUACUCACAAAUUUCCAGAAAAGAUAAAGGAUCAUAGUGAUGGGAACAUUGCCACAGACAGUUACCAUCAAUACAAGGAAGAUGUGAGAAUGAUCAAGAAAAUGCGUUUUGAUGCCUAUCGUUUCUCAAUUUCAUGGCCUCGAAUCCUACCGUAUGGAAAGGUGACUAGAGGCAUCAAUGAACAAGGGCUCCAUUACUACAGCAACCUCAUCAAUGAGCUAAUUAAAAAUGGCAUAGAACCCUUUGUCACUCUUUUUCACUGGGAUACUCCCCAGGCCCUAGAGGAUGAAUAUGGUGGUUUCUUAAGUUCUCAAAUUGUAAAUGAUUAUCGUGAUUAUGCAAAUCUAUGUUUCCAAACCUUUGGAAACAAGGUGAAGUACUGGACCACUUUCAAUGAGCCAUCCACCUACACUCUAGGGGGUUAUGUGUCGGGUAAUUUUGCACCAGGUAGAUGCUCUUCAUGGCAAAAUGCCAGUUGCACGGGUGGAGAUUCAGGUGUGGAGCCAUAUAUUGUGGCACAUAAUCAACUGCUAGCUCAUGCAGCUGCAGUUAAAUUGUACAGGGACAACUACCAGGCUUCACACAAAGGAAAGAUUGGAAUAACCCUAGAGACACGCUGGAUGGUGCCUCUGUCUGAUGAGUCUAUCAAUAUAAAUGCCGCUGAUCGAGCCCUAGACUUCAGCUUUGGAUGGUUUAUGAAACCACUAACAGCAGGAGACUAUCCAAGCACAAUGCGAUUUCAGGUAGGAAGCCGACUUCGUAAUUUCUCAGAAGAAGAAGCCAAUAUGCUGAAAGGCUCAUUUGAUUUUCUUGGUCUCAACUACUACACAUCAAACUAUGUGGAACACUUCUCAGAUCCCAAUCUUAUAGAUGCUAGCUACAUAACAGAUUCACAAACUCGUGCAAGAACUGAAAGGAACGGAGUCCCUAUCGGUCCUAAGGGUGCAUCAAGUUGGCUGUAUGUAUAUCCAAUGGGAAUACAUGAUCUUCUACUAUAUAUUAAAAGAAAUUACAGUAAUCCAACAAUCUACAUCACUGAGAAUGGGAUUGAUGAGCUUAAUAAUUCUACAUUGUCUCUGGGAGAAGCCCUCGAUGACAGCACAAGAAUUGACUACUACUACCAACAUCUUUCUUCUGUUCGACAAGCAAUAAGUGAAGGAGUCGAUGUGAGGGGAUACUUUGCAUGGGCAGCUCUGGACAAUUUUGAGUGGAAUUCUGGAUACACUGUAAGGUUUGGCUUGAACUUCGUCGACUACAAAGCUGGGCUGAAAAGAUACAAGAAACUUUCGGCCAAGUGGUUCACAAAUUUUCUUCGUCUGGAAUAAAAACCUAAAUGUAACUUUUGACUAUAUUUCAUGAAUAAGCUAAGAACACAAUUUCCCCCUAUCAAUUUACCAAAGGUUGUGACAAAAAAAUUGGCGAUAUAUGUACAAUUUGUUAGUUAGAUAAAUUUACGCAUUUGAGAUUGUGUUCUAUACCAUCAGAAA